UGCAGAUUUGAAACUUGAAGUGCAAGCCUAGAAAGGUCAUUUUCCUCCCGCCAUUGCCAUUUCGCACCAAUCACUCAUCAACCUUCUCUCUCUAGGUUUCCAUCUCUCUCUCACAUGCACUAUCACUAUGCAGCACCUACCUCCCAAAAAACCCUCGCAAUUCGUCGUCAAAGGUGACAGAAUCGAAGUCCGGCGCCCUAACGACGCCGUCACAUGGCAUCCGGCCACCUUCAUCCGCUUCUGCGGCGACAGAGCCUACGUCAAGCUCGAGACGAGCGCGGACAGCGACGAUCCCACGUCGCCGCUGCGGCGCGAGUACGUCGCCGCCGCCGAGGUCAGGCCGGCGCAGCCGGUGGAGAUCCACAGGUACUUUAAGGUUGGGGAAAGUGUGGAGGCGUUUUGCGGAGAGAGGAAGGGGUGGAGGAGAGGGGAAAUCGCGGAGAUUUUGGAGAAUUCGCGCUACUCGGUGGUGUUUGAGGGCGCGGAUCGAGGGGGUUCCGCUUCUGCGGUGGAGCAGUGGGAGGUGAGAACGGUUAGGGACUGGAGUGAUGGCAUGUGGAAUCCGCCAUUGCUGCUUCAGCAAGUUAUGCAAGUGAAGAGCAAGUCGUCAUCUGAAUCACAGGCAAAAUCAAAUGGUUUGAAGCUCAAGAUAAAGUGCAAGAAGAAACCACAGCAAAUGAGAUUCAGUGAGGGGAUGCUAGUGGAGGUCAAGAGGUAUGAGAAAGGCUUCGAAGGUUCUUGGUUCAUUGCUGUUAUUGUUAAACCAUUGGAAGACGAGAAGUAUUUGGUGGAGUAUAGAACUUUAAGAACUGGUGACCAGACUGAAUAUUUGAGAGAAGAAGUGCAUGCUUCUUGCAUCAGGUGCACCCCACCUGUUAUAAGGCGUGUUAAGCCUUUUGAGUCUCUGGAACGUGUUGAUGCUUGGUCUAAGAGUGGCUGGUGGGAGGGUUACAUUGUUGAAGUCCUGAAUGGCGGUUCGUACAUGGUUCACUUGUGCACAAAUGAAGAUCUGAUAUUGGAGCAUCGUAAACUGAGGCCUCAUCAAGAAUGGAUCGAUGGUAAAUGGUUUUCAGAUCUUAAGGUAGAGAAGACUGAAUUGAACGUUAAGCCCAACAACAAGAAGUUGAAGAUUAAAAAUAGGCAAACUGCAGAGCCAAUCUUCAGGGAGGGGAUGAUGGUGGAGGUGAGAAGUGAUGAAGAAGGCUAUCACGGCUCUUGGUUCACUGCUGAGAUAGUUUGCUCGUUAGCCUCCGGUGAAUUUUUGGUUGAGUACCAGACGUUGAAAACAGACGAUGAAUCUGCACUGCUUCGAGAAGAGGCGCUUGCUUCAUAUAUCAGGCCUUGCGCCCCUGAAAUCAUGAGGAUUGACUGUUACAUGUUGCUGGAAGAAGUUGACGCGUGGUAUAAUGAUGGGUGGUGGGUUGGCCUCGUCUCUAAAGUUCUUGAUGAUCGAAGAUAUGGUGUGUAUUUCUGGACAACGAACGAGGAAAUCUUUUUUAAUCACUCUGAUUUAAGGUCUCAUCAAGAUUGGAUUGGUGGCAAAUGGACUGCUGCAAUGAUGAAAAAAGCGGAGUUGCGAGUCAACAACAGACAAGUUAUAAAAUUUGGAGAGCACGACAGAAUGGGAGUAGAACCAUUCAUUGUGAAUGGGAUGAAGGCAGAGAUAAAAGGUGAUCAUGGCGACAAAAACGAGGGCAUUUGGUACCCUGCUAUUAUUCUGAAAUCACUAGGCAUAAGAAACUAUCUAGUUCAAUACCAAACCUUAAUUAACGAAUACGGAACACAACUGCACCAAAAAGCUUUCGGCCCGUGCAUAAGGCCUUCCCCUUCGGUCAUCCAAAGAAGAGAUUCCUAUAAGCCAUUUGACAGAGUUGAUGCUUGGCAUAACAAUGGGUGGCGUGUUGGUCGAGUCCAGAAAGCCUCUCCGAGCAGAAAUUACACUGUCUAUUUCAACGCGACAAAUGAGAUGAUGGAGUUUCAGCAUUUUGAGUUGAGACCUCAUCAAGAUUGGAUACAAGGGCAGUGGGUUUUGGCUAUAAGGGGCUCUUAGUCGCACUCAAGGUGACAUUGCCUCGUGUUAAUGUGGUCCUAGCUACGGGUUUAACUUA
Messenger RNA from Salvia hispanica, 2108 nucleotides. RefSeq names its product agenet domain-containing protein. Lineage: Eukaryota; Viridiplantae; Streptophyta; Magnoliopsida; Lamiales; Lamiaceae. The record is from RefSeq and is a predicted model, not a curated record.